Molecule: messenger RNA, 319 nt
Organism: Raphanus sativus (radish)
Lineage: Eukaryota; Viridiplantae; Streptophyta; Magnoliopsida; Brassicales; Brassicaceae
Product: wound-induced basic protein
Exons: 2
Coding region: 91-228 (45 amino acids)
Source: RefSeq, a predicted model, not a curated record
AAAUGGUUGAACGUGGGAACUCUAGGGUUACCGUCAUUUCUAUUUGCAGCCAAUCUGAGUUGGGAAGUUACCAGAGAUUUGAUCGAAAAGAUGAUUUACGAUGUCAACUCCGUUCUCUUCAGAUCUUUCCUGAGCUCCAAGUUCUCUACCGACAAAAGGAGAGGCGAGGACAAGCCAAGAGAACAGAAGCCCAAAGCCAGCGACAACAAGCCUGUGAUGAAUGAAUAAGAUUUGUCCUUGUGUUUCGAUGUUACGUUUCUAUGUUCUAAAAACAUUUUCAGUUUGAAUUCUUCAUCUUUACUUAAUUAGCUUUUGAUCA